This is a messenger RNA of Andrographis paniculata, 1509 nucleotides long. Its product is annotated as probable protein disulfide-isomerase A6. Gene Ontology annotation, cellular component: endoplasmic reticulum. Gene Ontology annotation, molecular function: protein disulfide isomerase activity. The record is from RefSeq and is a predicted model, not a curated record. The coding region runs from base 132 to 1226 and encodes 364 amino acids. The transcript has 11 exons. Lineage: Eukaryota; Viridiplantae; Streptophyta; Magnoliopsida; Lamiales; Acanthaceae. Gene Ontology annotation, biological process: protein folding.
GUAGGUACAACUGAAAGUCCACGAGGUACAACGAUAUAAUAUCAGACUCGCUGCAGCAUAUUGGAACACUAUCUCCACGAGAACAAUUUUGUCAAAACCCUCCUGCGCAGGUAGAAGCGUGUAACGGAAACAUGUCGAGGUCGUCGGUCCGAUUGGUCACCGCCAUUGUAACGUUUUUCUUAGUCUCAUCGGCGUUUGCGGACGAUGAUGUUGUUGUGCUGACCGAGGAGAAUUUCGAGAAGGAGGUGGGCCAAGAUCGCGGAGCUCUCGUGGAGUUCUAUGCUCCUUGGUGUGGCCACUGUAAAAAGCUUGCUCCCGAGUAUGAAAAGCUAGGUGCGAGUUUCAAGAAGGCAAAAUCUGUUUUGAUAGGCAAGGUUGAUUGUGAUGAGCAUAAGAGUCUUUGCAGUAAGUACGGCAUUUCUGGAUAUCCCACCAUCCAAUGGUUUCCCAAGUCAUCACUGGAGCCAAAAAAGUACGAAGGUGCACGAACUGCUGAAGCCCUUACUGAAUAUGUUAACAGUGAAGGAGGGACCAAUGUCAAGAUAGCUGCCAUCCCUUCUGAUGUUGUAGUUUUGACUCCUGAAAACUUUGAUGAGAUUGUCCUUGAUGAGAAAAAGGAUGCCCUAGUUGAAUUUUACGCACCUUGGUGCGGUCACUGCAAGAACCUUGCUCCUACCUAUGAAAAAGUUGCCACGGCAUUCAAGCUUGAUGAGGAUGUGGUUAUUGCAAACAUUGACGCCGACAAGUACAGGGAUCUUGCUGAAAAGUAUGGUGUAAGUGGUUUUCCGACAUUGAAGUUCUUCCCCAAGAACAACAAGGCAGGUGAAGACUAUGAUGGAGGAAGGGAUGUGGACGACUUUGUCACAUUCAUCAAUGAAAAAUGUGGGACUAGCCGAGAUGCAAAAGGACAAUUGACUUCAAAUGCUGGUAUUCUCGAGGACCUUUCUAACUUAGUGAAGGAAUUCGUUAGCGCAUCAGGUGAGGACAAAAGACUUGUCUACAAACGGCUGGAGGAAGAAGCUGACAAGUUACAGGGUUCAGCUGCAAGAUAUGGGAAAAUCUACACGAAAGUUGCCAAGAGGUGCAUGGACAAAGGCUCAGAUUAUCCCAAGAAUGAGAUUAGGCGGCUUGAGAGUAUACUUGCCAAGUCGAUAAGCCCAGCAAAGGCAGACGAGUUCACACUGAAGAAGAACAUCUUGUCGACUUUUGUGGUCACAGACCAGUGAGGGCACACUUUCCAUCUCUCUUAAUUUGCACCUUCAGGCACCACAGAUUUUGGGAUCAAGAGAUCUGGAGAGAAAGUCAGUCGUGAGUGGUUUGUUUGUGAGGUUAACAACAGAAUAAUAGAAUAGAAUACAGAUAUGAUGAUUCCAACCAUCUUUUUACUCAAAGGGACAAGAAAGAAAUCGAACAGAGAAUUAAAGUAUUGUUUAACAUUGUUGUAAUAUUCGACUCCCUCCCGGAAUGUCAAUCUUUAAUUAUCUAAACUGAAUGCUGACAUUUAUUUGA